Messenger RNA from Aspergillus glaucus CBS 516.65, 767 nucleotides. RefSeq lists its product as uncharacterized. The coding region runs from base 366 to 719 and encodes 117 amino acids. The transcript has a single exon. The record is from RefSeq and is a predicted model, not a curated record. Lineage: Eukaryota; Fungi; Ascomycota; Eurotiomycetes; Eurotiales; Aspergillaceae.
AUGAGAUUAAGAUCAGUUGAAUGAGCUGAGUUGAAGACCCAGCCGUACAAUAAUAUUACAGGGUACAGGCAUAAACAAUAGGGAAUAACUAAUAUCACAGGAAAGGGGUCUCUCGUCUGUAGUCAAUACACGACACGCAUUCCAGCACCAUCAAGGUUCCUUUUAUAGUUGUCAAGCUUGCUCUAAGCUGCGGACCAUCUUAGCAUUUGUUCGCAGUGAGCCUGAUCGCUAUAAAGACUCAUCAGCCGCCCCAUUCGCCUUCGUGUGGUUCCGGAUGCCACAGGGCCCAUGAGAUAGGAGUAAUCCGGGGCAUGAAUCAAAACCGCAGUCCCGCUGCGUUCCAUGUCUCUUCAGCAAGCUCAUAAAUGCGUUGGCCAGCAGAUUCGGUUCCAACACCCGACGAUGCACCACGCUCUACCUCUAAAAUUAUGGCGCAUGGGGGUAAACGCCAGAGGUGGAGGCUUGACUGGGCCGACUUUCUUGAGGGACCCAUGCUCGUUAAAGACAAGGCCAUGCUGCACUGCCUCUGCCGUCAUCCCCACUCCCACAACAUCUCCCCCGAUUGCCGCCUUUCGGUUAUCCAUGGAGAUGGUUCCUCAUCCCCGCAGGCCGUGGCCGCUCCUGGUGAUGCGCUUGAUGAUUUCCCGGUUUAUCCGGUUGGUAAACUCGGGGAAGGAGAUGGCCUUUGCUGCCAUCUGCACACUUCGUGCAAAGUUUAGGGAUGACCCCAUGUAUGCCAACACUAUGUCAGCGUUUGCCUCCCCCCC